GGAGGAAGAGUCAAGGCUAAAAUUCAGAGAAGAAGAGAAGAAGAAGACGUCUCACAGGGGGAAGCAUCUUGCUCAUCAUUCGUGGGGAAGCAGAAAAGGUUUGGCAAUGCCUGCUGAAGUGAAAGAGGAGCAGAGCUCAGAGGGUCCUCCUCCUCUGUCUCUAUCCCAGGAGGCUAAAGAAGCCACCGUGGAUAACCCAUCCACCAAUGAAGAACUGGACACGCCCACCUCCAUCGCCUCGGUGGUGACCUCUACCAAUGAGAGCUCCACGGAAACCGACACCCCGCAGCAGACAGACACUGAGGAGUCCAAAGCGGUGGAACAAGAGGGUGUUGAACAAGAGGCUCCCAGUGAGACCCAAGAGUCCCCUGAGAUGCAGCAGGAGGAUGCACAGACAUCAGACACACCUGAGCUCACAUCGACUCCAGAGGCUCAGGAAAACACUCCCACUGAGCAGCCUGUUCCUGAUGCCAAAACUGAAGCCAGCGAGUCUGCUCCACCGACAACAACAACCAGCAUCACUACAACUCCACACCCUGAGGUGGUACAGCAGCCUGGGGAGCCUCAGCCGGUGAACACAGACAGACAGAGCAGAGUGUAUGCCCUCCCCGACAACUACAGACCCAUCAGCGGUGACUUAUGUGCCGGAUAUGGAAGUCUUUCCCGCACUGCCCUCCACAGCUACUGGCCCACCAAGACCUACCAGCCCGGGGCUCACUACACCUUACCCUUCCUCAGGGACAGCUACGCUCCAGCAGGGUUCAGCAGCCAAUCAGAGGAGGAUGUCAUCGGUGAAAGGGGGGAAAACCCACUGGACAUGAAGAGUGAGCACCCAGCUGCCAGUUACCCAACUCUGGGGGGGAUCCACCAGUUCAGGCCGAUUACAACCAUGGAGCUCCUCAGGGAGCCGUCAAGAACCAGAGGUGGCUAUGACGAUGCCUUCAUGGCCCAGCUGGAGGGGAACCUGAAUCCUUUCUUCCAGGCCAUGUGCCGUGCUCAGACCUUGCAGUUCCCCCACAAGCGAAGCAGUAUGGUCAGCCUGGACAGCAUCCGCAGAGACCCACGCUGGAGAGACCCCAACCUACAUGAGGUCAUCUCAAUGCUCACCCACCCAAUGGAUCCAGUCAAGUCCAAUGCUGCUGCUUAUUUGCAACACCUGUGUUAUGAGAAUGAUCGCAUCAAGCAAGAGGUGCGCCAGCUGAACGGAGUGCCUAUCUUGGUAGAAUUACUGGACCACCCUAAGGCUGAGGUCCACCGCAAGGCCUGUGGAGCUCUGCGCAACAUAUCCUAUGGCAAAGACCACAACAAUAAAAUGGCCAUCAAGAACUGUGAUGGCAUCCAAGCUUUAGUCAGGCUUCUUAGGAAGACGAGCAGCAUGGAGGUCAAAGAGUUAGUCACAGGUACUCUGUGGAACCUCUCCUCGCAUGAGCCUCUGAAGAUGAUGGUCAUCAACAGUGGGCUUCAGACACUGACUGAUGAGAUUAUCAUCCCGCACUCUGGCUGGAGGAGAGAUUCAACUGACCCCUCCAAACUGAUGAGUGCAGAGUGGACCACAGUCUUUAAGAACACCUCAGGAUGUCUGAGGAAUGUGAGUUCAGAUGGAGCAGAAGCUCGGCAGAGGUUGAGGGAGUGUGAGGGGUUGGUGGACGCGCUCCUUCAUGCCCUUCAGUCAGCUGUUGUUAACAAGGACACUGAUAAUAAGUCUGUAGAAAACUGUGUUUGCAUCCUGCGGAACCUCUCCUAUCACGUUCACAAAGAAAUACCUGGAACAGAACGACUGCAGGAACCUCAUUCCCACCAUCUGAUGAAGUCAGUGGGACACCAGAAGAAGAAGAAUGAGCCUGACUGUUUUGGAGGAAAAAGACCCAAAGAGGAGUGGUUCAACCAAGGUUGGAAAAAUGGAUUUAUGGACAGAAAAUACGGUACAUUGGAUUUACCAAAACGUACUGAACAAACCAAAGGCUUGGAGCUGCUGUACCAGCCAGAGGUGGUGAGGCUCUACCUGUCUCUUCUCACCUCCAGUCACAACCAUAACACUCUAGAAGCAGCUGCAGGAGCCCUGCAGAACCUUGCAGCCGGACAAUGGGCUUGGUCCAGCUACAUCCGGGCCACGGUGAGAAAAGAAAAAGGGCUGCCGAUCCUGGUGGAGCUUCUGCGGUCAGACGUGGAUAAAGUUGUUCGAGCUGUGGCUAUUGCUCUUCGCAACCUGGCCAUGGACAGAAGGAAUAAAGACCUAAUAGGAAGCUAUGCUCUUAGGGACCUUGUUGGUAAUCUGCCAUGUGGACAGCAGCAUCCAGCGAAGAAUUUAGAGGGAGAUACAGUGGUGUCAAUUCUGAACACCAUCCAUGAGAUCAUCACAGACAGCCCUGAGAAUGCCCGGGCGCUCAUACAGGGACAUGCUGUGCAGAAGCUGGUGGCCAUAAAUAAGUCAAGCCAAUCAGCUCGGGAGAUCAAGGCGGCUUCCCAUGUCCUCCAGACAAUCUGGGCCUACAAGGACCUGAGAAACACUCUGACCAAGGCAGGCUGGACCAAGAGCCACUUUAAGCCAACUACAACAGGAGUGACUAAAAAAUCCAAGAGCGGAAAGCAAGGCGGCGAUGACAUCACCUUGCCACUCAUGGACAAAAAUCAAGAUGUAUAUUCCAGCUUAGAGCCAAAUGACAGAGUUGGAGACGGGAAAGCACCUGUUGUGGAAAGAGAUGCGCUCCAGGCGAUAAGCGAGAGAAAACACUUCAUCAGAGCUGGCAGGCCUGCUGUGGGCCUCAUGGAUAACAAACCUCCACCGCUGGACUCCUGGGUGUAAACAUGAUGACAAGGCCCCUGGAGCCUGUUUAAUCCUGUAAAGACUCUUUUCAUUGGUGAAAUACAGAUUUGAGCCAUUUGACCAUCCUUGUACAGACAGAGAAAAUUAACCAAUUCAUACAGUUUACUUUGUUUGCAGAAAGUCUGUGCCAAAUAUUUACAUGUAUUUAUUAUGGAGGUUAUUUGGAAAUAGAUUUUAUGAAUUUUGUCAUUAAGGAUGAUCUACAGUCUGUCUGAAGCUCACGAUGGAUUAUGUAUGGCAUCUGAAUUAACCUAAAUAUGCAAACUAGGGUAAAUUAUGACUCCAAAGAAUAUAUUAUAAACAAAGAUUAACAUUUUACACUUAGGCAAGUAUGAGAUCAUUUAAAAUACUUCUAGUUUGUGAAGUUAUUAAGGCCUUUAUGUGGAUCUGUUGAAGUAUGGAAGAGAAUGAAUCAGAAUUAUUUUAAAAUCUUUUGGUAAGGGUGUGAGAUACUCAACAAAAUAAUGAGAUUAUUUAAAAAAAUAGUUAAUUCUUGACAGACCUGAUGCAAUAUUAGGCCAUCAACAAAUCCUCUCUGUUCCAUUUGUUUCAGGAUAGGCA
This is a messenger RNA of Cheilinus undulatus (humphead wrasse), 3385 nucleotides long. It is a transcript of the gene arvcfa, whose product is annotated as ARVCF delta catenin family member a. The transcript has 16 exons. Lineage: Eukaryota; Metazoa; Chordata; Actinopteri; Labriformes; Labridae. Gene Ontology annotation, molecular function: cadherin binding. Gene Ontology annotation, cellular component: plasma membrane; cytoplasm; nucleus. Gene Ontology annotation, biological process: cell-cell adhesion; cell-cell junction assembly. Bases 107 to 2803 code for a protein of 898 amino acids. The record is from RefSeq and is a predicted model, not a curated record.